This is a messenger RNA of Tribolium castaneum (red flour beetle), 1968 nucleotides long. RefSeq lists its product as uncharacterized. The record is from RefSeq and is a predicted model, not a curated record. Bases 305 to 1063 code for a protein of 252 amino acids. Lineage: Eukaryota; Metazoa; Arthropoda; Insecta; Coleoptera; Tenebrionidae. The transcript is spliced from 5 exons.
CCCACGCGACGCCUGGCGUCGCUCAGCGCCGCCAAACCAGUGUCAGCGUCGCUUAAUGAAUUAAUGCUGCAAACAACAAAGCUCUAGGACUGCUGUUUAAAGGUGUACACAAAUAAUGUCGAAGCUGUUGUGUGCAAAAUAGUGUAAAAUGUGUGCACUUUAGCGCCAUUAAAAUGAAAAACAGCUCGGACGGCUUGUUUGGGCUUCCAACUUAUUGAUUGUGCUUUCAACAAGAUGAUGUUCGGGACGAAAUUGUUAAACCCGACGAGAAAAUAAUAAAUUAGGGGCAGUGUGUGUCUUACACAUGCAUUUUUGGAUUGACAAACGUAGUCAAGGAUGUGGGUUUAGUGGCAGACGACUGGUGCCUCCAUCAUUCUAUGGGUACGGCCGUAAUCCGAGAUUUGUGUGCAGCGGCUUUCAUCCAAAACCGAUGGUAACUCCAGUACAUCGCUUUCAGUCUAUUGAGAGUGUGGCCAACAAUGGUUUGAGAUACGCGCGGUCUUCGGGGUACCAUUCCAGAGCGCCCCUGCACUGCCAGCCAUCUGUCCACUACAAUGGGGCAGCUACGAGCGUCCGCAACAACACUCAAAUGGGGCGCUCUCUGGAAAUAAUAACAGGGGGGCAAAUCCACACGCCCACCCCUCGGAGACACACCACCCCGACGGCCAAGUUCAAAUGCGGCGUGUGGGUUUUUUUCGCAAUAGUGACGUUCUUUAUAGCUGGUGCCAAAUACUACUUUCACGGGGUCAACAUUGGGAUGGAAGCGUUCGCUUUCUGCUCCCUUUUGGUAAUACUUUUGAUAAUUGGAGGUUUAGUCUCGUUGUACGAAGCGAUCACGGCGACUGCGAACGCGCCACAGGAGGAGAGCGUGGCCGUGGCCCCCGUUAAUGACCAGGAGGAAACUCACAACCAAGUGCCAAGCUCGCUCAUGCCGCCCGCUUCUGCUGAAUUGCCGCCGCCUCCGUACCACAUUGCCAUCAUGUUGCCUUCGCAAAAUGAUACCGAAACCGUGCAAAUUAUACGGGAUUCCCCGCCGCCCUCCUACGAAAAGGCGGUCACAUAAUGUUGCCAAGGCGAGGGUUGGUCGCGUUCUGUUAACUCCCGGACCCCGCAGGCAGCACACCCGCAAAAUAAAUAACAAAUUAACGGGGGACUAACUCCAACCCUUAAUAAAAAAUUAUUUAUUUUUUAAAAACGGUUGUUGAGAAUUACAUUUGAUUCAUAAAAAUCUGGAAAGCCUCAAUAUUGUUGAAACUUUCUUAGUCUUUUUUUUAUAAUCUAGUGGACACUGAUAGUCUGUCGCAAUAAAUUAAUAUUUAAUUUAUUUAUUGAAAUAAAAAAAAUAUAACGCGGUGGCGCUGCCUGCCCUUUACUGUUACCUACUGUACUAAACCACUGAACAUUUAAACCUUCUCACUGUAUGACACGAAACCAGGCAGGGUGAUUUUGCUUAAAUACGUUAGACAGACCUUACAAUGUUCAAGAAAUGUGAUUUGGCUGUCUUUUAUCAGUCAAUUUUGUACAUACUUUAUGAAGAAAGCUGUGAAUUAUUUGAAUAAGUUUAUUAAGCAUUCCAUGUGUUUUACUUUAUCCAGAAAUAUCAAAAAACGUGCCUGUAUUAUUUAAUAUAUACACUGUGUAAAUUUCUCAUAAGUUACUCUCGUGUGUAGUUUUUGAUAUAUUUGUAAUUACUUUUUUUUAAGACAAUCAAGAGGUAAAGUGUGCGUUUGUUUCUUCCACCAUAUAUACAUGUCUGUAAAAUAUACUAUAUUUAUUACUUUUUACUGUAAUAUUAUCUCGUAAGCUGUUGUACAAUUUACAAUUGUAACUUUGUGUUUGAUAAGUGCAGGGUGUUUGGAAAAACACGUGCAAGUAUUAAAUACAAGUAUUUUCAUCUUUGUCUACUUCUGCAUACAUAUUAUAUACAUGUGAAAUACGAUAUUCAAUGUAAUAAAUUGUUUAAACGCC